CACAAACAUCGUGCAGUACGAAACACGGAUUCGCAACCGUACGAGUACCGUACCGCAGGGCAAGCAAUCGAACCGCUUCCAACAGAAAAAGGUACCUUGUGCGGAGGUGCCCAUACCCACGUGUGUUUCUUUCAGAGCCAUCUUGAUUGCCUUAUCAGCAACGAACUAGAUACAGCACACCAUGGCGGAAUCGGGGAUCGAAGAGAACGCGGCCGAGCGGAAAUUUGGAGCCCACUUUGACGACAUCCACAUCUUGUCGAAUGGUACGGAACGAUAGAAGACGGCAGGCUUUUAAUAGUUGGAUUGGAUACCAUUCAAUACGAUUCGAUUUUGGCCAGUGAAUGCGAUGUACGGAUGCGACUGCAACAAUGAAACCUUUUUGCGGAUGACGAUUGAUCCACCAGUUUCCUGUUUCUGUUUCUGUUUCUGUUCAAACAGCAACAAUUCUAACCCCUUUUUCUUUUCCGUCAUUUCACCGAUUCCUUUUGACUCGACUCGACUCGACGCGACUUGAUUGACGUGCUCGACUUCACUCCGCUCGACACAGCACAAGUGGCGGUGAUCCUCCAGGUCAGUGCGGGGCAAGCCGUAACCAAAGACGAGGAACUCAACGAGGUSUACCGAAAGACGCAAAAGUACGUCGAGCGAUUCAACCAAAUGUCCAACAAGGAAAAGGAUCACCAGGGUAAGCAUUUUGUUGAAACAUGGCCUGCGCAGCGCCUUGCGGUAGUUGUCUCUGCAAAAGCAACUCUGUCCAUUUUUGAAGAGUUCGCUCCCUCAACCCCCUUGUUUCCGCCUUUCUGCCUGCGAAUGACAUCGUCCGCGCCGCCCGCCGCCCCCAGAACUGGUGGAGGAGCUGGACAACCUGCAGGACGCCCUGACGACCUUUCGGAAGGAGACCGACGACGGGGACGAGCUGGAGCUCCACGGCUUUGAGGUAGCAGCGCUCAUGAACCUGGUCAUUGCGGACACGACUGUAGAAGAAGCCUAUGCCCUCAUACCCUCCCUCUCCCGCCUGCCGGAGGCCGCCAUCGACGAAAUCCUGGACCUCAUCAAGAGCACGAUGCUGAGGAUCAUCUCGUAGUGGCCUAGCCGCGCGUUGCGCCUCCGUGCGGGAUGCCUCCGCCUUGUACAAUCACCGGGCGUGGCCGAUCRCGUGCACAUMCAGCCACCGAACKCAGGGAACGUKUGUUUGACACGGACAUACCGUAGCAUACAGGAUUCGCAAUUUGGUUUUAUUUGCUUUGGGUAAGACAGGGAAAGCUCACACAGGGGUUGAUGGCUUUCGYAGAUGAAAAUACACCGAGCAAUUCUGGUUUUUUGCACUGGGUUUUCGUCAAAAACAGUCGGAAAGCGAGCAAACAGUAGAAUGCUAGUUGCCUUAAUAAUUAUCUAGCUAGUGC
This is a messenger RNA of Pseudo-nitzschia multistriata, 1403 nucleotides long. Lineage: Eukaryota; Bacillariophyta; Bacillariophyceae; Bacillariales; Bacillariaceae. The record is from the annotation of a GenBank genome assembly.